AUGAACAAUAAGUUUGCUCUCACUUAUCUGGGUUCAAUUCACUACUUUUUGGGAAUAGAGGUUACCAAAUCCGGCUCCAACUAUGCUUUGUGUCAAUCUAAAUAUCUCAAAGAACUACUGGAGAAAACCAACAUGAGUUCUUGUCAUCCUUGCUCAACUCCAAUGACACCUGCCACUCGACUUUCCAAGGAAGGUGGUGAGUCGUUUUCUGAUCCUUCACUAUACAGAAGCACCAUUGGUGCCCUACAAUAUCUUACACACACCAGGCCGGACAUUGCUUUUGCGAUGCCGAUUAUGCCAGCUGUAUUGAUGAUCGGCGCUCCACUGGAGGGUACUGUGUCUAUUAUGGAGACAAUCUCAUUACCUGGAGCUCCAAAAAGCAACACGUGGUAUCCAGAAGCAGCACGGAAUUUGAAUAUCGUUCUUUAG
This is a messenger RNA of Salvia miltiorrhiza (redroot sage), 429 nucleotides long. RefSeq lists its product as uncharacterized. Lineage: Eukaryota; Viridiplantae; Streptophyta; Magnoliopsida; Lamiales; Lamiaceae. The record is from RefSeq and is a predicted model, not a curated record. Bases 1 to 429 code for a protein of 142 amino acids. The transcript has 2 exons.